AUGAUAACAAGUUCGUAUUUUCACGGCGACGAUCAAGUUUCUUCGCCGGCGAGGUCAGAGAUCGUUCUUCCGGGUCGAAUCGAAACCGUUCUGGAGAAAAUCUACACCAAACACAAGUGUUCUCCGAUAAGUGACGAGUCAAGGCAGAGACUUUCUUUGAUUCCAGAGGAACUAGCUUUUGAUUUGCUCCGGAGAGGUUAUAACUCGCCGGCGGUGAUUUACGACCUCGACGGUUGGAUCGUGACUAAGAUUAACCAAGCCGGUACUGUUACUGGCUCUCCACGGCUGAGCUCCGGUGGUUCUCCGGCCAAGUCUCCGACUUCCUCUGUAAGGGUUUAUCAAGAAGAGAUGUCUGUUGAUUCUGAAGCACCUUCUCCAAAGUCUUCGAUAAGAGAAAUCAAUGGAGGAUCUCUGCACAUUCCUCAGCUCUUAGCUUUGGGUGAACUUGAGUUUAAGAAGGCGUUUCUGUUGCUUAGCUAUAUUCCAGGGAAUCACCUGAGUAGUGUUACAACUGUAGAUGAAAUCAGACAGUUGAAGGAUUUGCCUAUGGUUGCAUAUGAAGCAGCGGUUUGGGAGCGCUUUGGUCGGCGUUAUUGUUCGCCAACAGAACGAAGAUCACUUGGAUUGGAUAGCGGGAAGACUCAUUACUAUCAAUGUCAUGUCGCUUUGGACGGUAGUUACACAUUCAAGGGACCUCUUCUUGAACACACUGCAACACACCUGCACAAGGUCUUGGGUGAUGAAAAUGUUUUGACGGUCAAAUUUGCGGAUGUCCCCAAAAACUCGUCAACCUAUUGUAAGGACCGUGAUUUUACAUACAAAGAGAUUGCCAAGAAUGGAAUCAUGGUUGGUUUACGUCGUUAUCAAUUUUUUGUUUUCAAAGAUGGAGGGAAAGAAGAGAAAAAGAAAGAUUUUUCUACAAUGGGAGUGAAAUGCUACUUCAUACGAACGGACUCUACAAUGGCGAAUGAUAUGGGAAAUCCCUAUAUCUUUUCGGGGAAGUCAAUCCAUGAAGCUCGUAUGCAUUUUAUGCACGUGCAUACAUUGCCGUCUUUGGCCAACUAUAUGGCAAGGUUUUCUUUAAUUCUGUCAAAGACUAAGAAGCUUGAAAUUGACAGGAGGACUGGGAUUAUCGUCGAGAUAAUCGAUGAAAUACACUGCCAUGAUCAAUAUGGUAAUGAUGUUCUUGAUAAGAAUGGGAAACCUUGUAUACAUUCAGAUGGCACUGGCUAUAUCUCCGAGGACCUUGCUCGGUUGUGUCCAGUAAAUAUAUACAAAGGGAAAUGUCUCAGAAUUGAUAAUAUCCAGGAAACCGGUAGCCAAGACCCGCCUCUUCUGAUCCAGUUUCGGAUGUUUCAUUAUGGCUAUGCUAUUAAGGGAACUUUUCUCCUAAACAAGAAACUUCCUCCUCGGACUGUACAGGUUCGACCUUCUAUGAUCAAGGUAUCUAAAGAUUCAGACUUGUCAAAUUUUAGCACCUUUAACGCCCUGGAGGUAGUCACUACAAGUAAUCCACCAAAAAGAGUAAAGCUAUCAAGGAACUUGGUUGCACUGCUUAGCUAUGGAGGAAUCCCUGAUGACUUUUUUCUAGAUAUAUUGCUUAACACGCUGGAAGAGUCGAAAACCAUAUUCGACAACAAGCGUGCUGCGCUGAAGGCUGCCCUCAAUUAUGGGGAAAUGGACGACCAUAACGCUGCAGAAAUGAUUUUGGUUGGUAUCCCACUUGACGAACCACAUUUGAAGGAUCAUCUGUCUACUCUCUUAUAUACAGAGAAAAAUAAUCUCAAAGCAGGAAAGCUUCCUGUGAACGAAUCAUACUAUCUGAUGGGGACAGUGGAUCCCACCGGAGAACUAAAGGAAGAUGAAGUUUGUGUGAUCCUCGAGUCUGGCCAAAUUUCAGGGGAUGUACUGGUUUACAGGAAUCCUGGACUACAUUUUGGAGACAUACAUGUGCUUAAGGCUACAUAUGUUAAGACCUUGGAAGAGUAUGUCGGAAACUCCAAGUAUGCUGUGUUUUUCCCUCAGAAAGGUCCAAGAUCUUUGGGCGAUGAGAUUGCAGGUGGUGACUUUGAUGGUGAUAUGUAUUUCAUAUCCCGAAAUCCCGAGCUACUUGAACACUUCAAGCCAAGUGAACCGUGGGUGAGUUUGAGUCCUCCUAGUAAAAGUAACUCUGCUAGAAAACCAAACCAGUUUUCACCGGAAGAGUUGGAAAAAGAGCUUUUCGAUAUGUUCUUGAAGACAAGAUUUCAUGCCAGUAGUGUUAUAGGGAUGGCUGCAGAUAGCUGGUUAACAGUAAUGGACCGCUUCCUCACACUCGGAAAUGACAGAGCUGAGGAAAAAGCUGAAAUGAAAGAGAAAUUGCUAAAGCUGAUUGAUAUAUACUAUGAUGCUCUUGAUGCACCAAAGAAAGGGGUUAAGGUCGAUCUCCCGGAUGAGCUGAGGCCCGACAUUUUUCCACAUUACAUGGAGCGAGAUAAACAGUUCAAGUCCACUUCUAUUCUUGGAUUAAUAUAUGACUUUGUUGAAUCACAGACAACAGAGGAACCCUCAACAUCAACUGUGAUCGAUAAACUCCCGUGUUUCGAAGAUGGGCCGGUCUCUGAGUUUCAUAUGGAGAAAUGUAGACAGUGGUAUGACGAUUACAAGCGUGAUAUGAGCAAGGCGAUGAAUACCAAUGGGAUCAAUAAGGAUGAAUCAGCCAGUGAAGUUAUUCAGAGAUACAAGCAGGAGUUCUAUGGUGCCGCAGGGUUUGAAGACAGUAAGAAAAGUCUGGAAGAACUUUAUCCACCAGCCUUGGCACUUUACAACGUCGUUUACGAUUAUGCAAUCAACAUGAAAAACGUUCGUUAUUGCGGGUUUGUAUGGAAGGUUGCAGGACCGGUCCUAUGCAGAUUCUACCAUAAGAAAACGCAGGAGAAAUCUGUGAUGUGUUCGGUCUCUGUGCUUAAAGAGCUUUGGGGUUGA
This is a messenger RNA of Arabis nemorensis, 2964 nucleotides long. The record is from the annotation of a GenBank genome assembly. NCBI's taxonomy places the organism in Eukaryota, Viridiplantae, Streptophyta, Magnoliopsida, Brassicales, Brassicaceae.